UCCUCCAAUCUCGUCCACAUGGGUAUUUCUCGCUCUUCCCGGCACAAGCGUUCUGCGACUGGGGCCCAACGCGCGCAUUACCGCAAAAAGAGAAAGUUCGAGCUUGGGCGGCAGCCUGCUAACACCAAGCUAGGCCCUAAGCGCAUCCAUCGUGUGCGUGUACGCGGCGGGAACUUCAAGUUCCGCGCUCUACGUCUUGACACUGGUAACUUUGCAUGGGCAUCGGAACAUACAACGAGGAAGACCAGGAUUAUCGGCGUUGUUUACAAUGCCUCAAACAAUGAAUUGGUCCGAACGAAUACUUUGGUACAGGGUGCGAUUAUCCAAGUUGAUGCGACGCCCUUCCGGCAGUGGUACGAGGCCCACUACGCGCAGCCAGUAACGAAGAAGGGUGCUAAAGCCCAGGCGACUGCCUCUGGCGAGGAACCCACAAAACGAUCCAACCAUCUGCAACGUAAAUUGGAGGAACGCAGAAAGGAUUCGAAGUUAGACCUCCUUUUGGAGCAGCAGUUCGUCGCGGGACGUCUGUAUGCUUGCAUUUCCAGUAGACCAGGACAGUGUGGCCGUGCAGAUGGUUAUAUUCUCGAAGGCAAGGAACUUGAGUUCUAUGUUCGGAAGCUCCGCAGUGGGAAGCAGAAGCAUGCGCAUGGUGCGUGAUCCUCAUCCACUUCGUACAGCUGGGAGGCUGGAAGUCUACCUAUGAGCCACAUGAAUAUUGUAAUACAUGCCCCAAAAUCCCAUAUGACUUGGUCUCUGCCUUCCUAUGAUAGUUUGAAGCCGGGUUUGUCCGCUUUCCGAAGUAAUUAGAACGGCUGGUAUAGUCAGGCGUGUGAACUUCGUCUCCAG
Molecule: messenger RNA, 846 nt
Organism: Pisolithus orientalis
Lineage: Eukaryota; Fungi; Basidiomycota; Agaricomycetes; Boletales; Pisolithaceae
Product: ribosomal protein S8e/ribosomal biogenesis NSA2
Exons: 6
Coding region: 19-657 (212 amino acids)
Biological process (GO): translation; maturation of SSU-rRNA from tricistronic rRNA transcript (SSU-rRNA, 5.8S rRNA, LSU-rRNA)
Cellular component (GO): cytosolic small ribosomal subunit; ribosome
Molecular function (GO): structural constituent of ribosome
Source: RefSeq, a predicted model, not a curated record